UAAUACAUCUUCUCCCUCUGCUAGAUCUUGUCAUACUUGCAGUGAUUGCUUUAUUUGGGAUGCAUUUGGUCAUGUCUUAGAAAGAUUGUCUCCUAAUAGGAUCAGAAGAUUUUUCUAUUAAAAAAUUGUAUAUUCCAAGGUCACUUAAUGCAGUAAAGGUGGUCAUAUAUUGAAAUGAGAUGUCGGUUGCCAUGAUGUUUUUCAUGUUGAAGGUGCCAAUUCCAGUUGGUUGGCUUUAAAAAUGCAGAUUUGGAUUUUGCUUUUCACACCAGGUCAGCAUUGCCUUCUUCGUGUAGCAAUAGACAACUAUUCACUCUCAUCUUCAGAAGAGAGGUAUCGAGCAUUAGUGCACAUGAUAUCAGGCUUUGUAUAGUUGCGUGUAAGAGCAUCUCCUGUCUCUAUGGGGUAUAGUCAGCAGACAUUCCAUCCCUGUGGACCCGUUGCACCACAGUGGGGACCACCACCAUAUGGUCUGGUUCAGAAUCCGUGUUAUGACUCUCGACAGAGAGGACCAUAUCCGUCACCUAGUGCACAACAACACCCUGCUCCAGUAUAUGGAAGUUACCCUUCACAUCAACCUCCUCCCAGAAGUGGGUUUGGACCAAGUUGGGAGCAUAGGCUGCCAUCACCUAUGCAGCAAGGUCCACCACCACCACCUCAGGCAAACUACAGUUAUGGGCAACCUCAACCCUUCUACCAGCAGCAUCAGCCACAACCACAUGGACAGAGUUAUGGAUAUCCUGGUCAAAUGCCACCACCCACGAUGCCACAGCAAAUGGCAGCUUAUCCUCUAGGCGGUUUCACUGGCGAUCAGUAUGGUAAACCUCCAUCAUAUGGUCUGAUGAUGCAGCAGCAGGCCCAGGCGUCUCAUGCCCAACAGCAACAUUACAGCCAGCAGCCUCAGGCGUCUCAUGUCCAACAGCAACAUUACAGCCAGCAGCUACCUAGGGGAGGUAGCCAGUCUGCUGAGGUCCUUCCCACCUACAUGGCAUCAUCUCAUGGAUAUGGUGUCAACAUGCAACAAUAUCCUUACCCAUCAACUGGGGGGCCUAUGCAGCAGGCAUACCUGGCGGGCACACCAUGUGGUCCUGCUGCCCCUUCCGGGGAUGGUUACAGUCAACACCCACAACAACUAUCGUCAGGUCCUGUUUAUCCUCAGCAGCAGCAGCAGCCACCUGCCGCAUAUGCUCAAUCUGGGCAACAACUCCCUGUUGCCACUACAUAUGGUUCAUCAUAUCCUUCACAACCACCAGCUGACAAUAGUGUUGCAGGCUAUGGAUAUCAGGCACAAGCACCACCCGCAGAUCCAUAUGUCGGUAGUAGCAUCUCUCAUCAGUGUACAGCUGCUACUUACAAUGCCCAGCCAUGCUAUGCUCAGGUUCCACCUCCUGCUACUCAUACUGGCUAUGAUCAAUCAGUUGCUCAGUCGGGUGGUUAUGUAGUUACUCAACCUACAACACAAGCAGCAGCAGCCACAGGUUAUGGCAGUAGUGCGUGAUGUUUGUGGUGCACCAUGCUGAUUAUUUUGUAAUGAAGCUGGGCUCUGACAAAUAUCUUUUACCUUGCAGUGUUGACAGUACAUGCACUUUUGCCAGAAAAUUUGUAUCUUACUCUUUUGAUAGCUCCUGCGUUAUUGCCUUCCAUUUACAUUUAUUUAGGGGUCAUAAGUUUUGUGUAAUCCUUGAUAGAGAACAUGUUUUGUUUGGACCUGCUUUCUGACGUGAAUUUGAUAUUAUGGGUUUGCUUUCUUUGCCUGAACGGAUUGGUUUUGAUCUACUUAGAAUAAAUUUUGGAUAUGAUA
Messenger RNA from Cuscuta campestris, 1801 nucleotides. The record is from the annotation of a GenBank genome assembly. Lineage: Eukaryota; Viridiplantae; Streptophyta; Magnoliopsida; Solanales; Convolvulaceae.